AUGAGGGCGUUUCGGAACGUAUGCCUUAUCCUCUUCUCCAUAACACAAGUUGGGUCUAGAACCAGCAACGGCCAUCAAGAUGGGACGAUUCACCCGAACAUGUACCCGGCAUGCAUACGUUAUGAGACUGCUUUGAAUAAGCUCUACGAUUGUGAUUACUUUGAGAGCUACUGGGGAUUAUCCCACGACGAUUUUAUCAAAUGGAAUCCUUCAGUCAAAGCCGAUUGCAGUGGGAUUAAAGUUGGUCACUCAUACUGUGUUAAGGUCAAACAUGACCAAUCGGUCUCCGUCUCGACCAUUGCAACAGUAACUCCUCCGCCUUCAACUGUACAAAAGGGUCUCAUGAUAAACCAUACCACAAUAACAGUUUCAGCGCCUCCUAGUCCAACCUUCACACAGGCGGGCAUCGUGAAGGAUUGCAAUAUUUACUAUCGGGCAGUGGCUGGCGAUACCUGCUCCAAAAUUAUAUCCAAGUAUAAGAUAUCAGACCCAGCCCAAUUCAUAGAGUGGAAUCCAGCUGUAGGGGUCAACUGCUCCGGGCUAGGCGCAGAUUACUACUAUUGUGUUGAAAUCUCACACGUGAGCGGUAUAGGAAUCAAAGACACGUCUAGCACAUAUACUAGGCCAUUUAUAACAACGGCGAUUCCUCCAAAUUGUAUAAGAGUACAUCCUACGCCCACCCAACCUGGGUCUAUAUGCAAGUGUAAAUCAUGGCAUCAGGUUAAUUCGGAGGAUACGUGCGCGAAUAUCGAGGCGCGGUACAAGAUAACAGCGGAACAGUUUAAUAAAUGGAACCCGUUGGUCGGACCUAUGUGUAAGUUAUUAUGGGAUGGAUAUAACGUAUGCGUCGGUGUGUAG
This is a messenger RNA of Daldinia childiae, 858 nucleotides long. RefSeq names its product LysM. The record is from RefSeq and is a predicted model, not a curated record. NCBI's taxonomy places the organism in Eukaryota, Fungi, Ascomycota, Sordariomycetes, Xylariales, Hypoxylaceae. Bases 1 to 858 code for a protein of 285 amino acids. The transcript is spliced from 3 exons.